Rotaria sp. Silwood1 is the source of this 1197-nucleotide messenger RNA. The record is from the annotation of a GenBank genome assembly. NCBI's taxonomy places the organism in Eukaryota, Metazoa, Rotifera, Eurotatoria, Philodinida, Philodinidae.
AUGCAAGUCGUUGAAAAAAAACAAGAAAUGUCACUGGUACAACCAAAGCAAGCUCGAUUGAACGUGGAAGAUUAUCAUCAAGAGGCGAAAAUGAUAUUGCCAAAAAUGAUCUAUGAUUUCUAUAGUACUGGUUCAGAUGAUCAUUUAACAUUAAUUGAUAAUCAACAAGCUUUUCGUCGAAUAAAAUUACGUCCAAAAGUACUCAUUGAUGUAUCGUCUCAUUCAGCAGUCAAUUCAAUCAAUUGUCAAACACAACUUUUAAAUGCUACGGCAACAAUUUCAUUUCCAUGUAUUAUUGCUCCAACAGCUUUACAUCGACUAGCAAAUAAUGAAUAUGGAGAAUUAGCAACUGUUCGUGCAGCUGUUGCUUGUUCGACAAUAAUGUGUGUCAGUACUAUGGCAUCAACACACAUGAAACGAAUUGCUGAAGAGCAUCGAGAGCAAAUUAAAAAAAAUUAUUCUCAAAGUACUUCACAGCUUUGGUACCAGUUAUAUGUAUUCAAAAAUCGUCAAUAUACACAGAGACUAAUCGAACAUGCUGAAAAAUAUGGCUAUAAAGCUUUAGUUAUUACUGUUGAUCAUUGUGAAGUAGGCAAUAGAGAAUGUGAUGUGCAUAAUCAAUUUUCAUUACCUGAAGGUAUUCAAGCAGAAAAUCUAAUUGAUGAUAAAAGUAAUGAUUUUGCGAAAACUUAUCGGCAAUCACCUAUUGAUGCGUCAUUAUCGUGGCAAGAUCUUAAAUGGAUACAGUCGAUCACGUCAUUACCCCUCAUUCUCAAAGGUAUUAUACAUCCAGAUGAUGCUCGUGAAGCUGUUAAACAUGGUGUACAAGGAAUUAUUGUUUCGAAUCAUGGUGGUCGACAAUUGGAUACAUGUCAGAGUACUGUUGAUGCUUUACCAGACAUUAUGGAUGCUAUUCGUAGUGAACAUCAUCAAAUUGAUGUUUAUAUUGAUGGUGGUAUACGACGGGGAACAGAUAUUUUGAAAGCUGUGGCAUUGGGUGCAAAAGCAGUACUUAUUGGACGACCAGUGUUAUGGGGUUUGGCAGUAGAUGGAAUGCAAGGUGUACAAAAUGUGUUAAAUAUAUUGAAAAAAGAAUUUCGAUUGGCUAUGAUGUUAUGUGGAUGUCAAACUGUUGACGAUAUCAGACAAAACAAUCUUUUAGUCAUGAAUAAUAAUAACACUCGAUCGAAAUUGUAA